Molecule: messenger RNA, 1760 nt
Organism: Jatropha curcas
Lineage: Eukaryota; Viridiplantae; Streptophyta; Magnoliopsida; Malpighiales; Euphorbiaceae
Product: Cytidine/deoxycytidylate deaminase family protein
Biological process (GO): riboflavin biosynthetic process
Molecular function (GO): zinc ion binding; diaminohydroxyphosphoribosylaminopyrimidine deaminase activity
Source: RefSeq, a predicted model, not a curated record
UUUGAAUUCUACCAGUUGCCUGCAACUGCAAGUACGGAUUUCCCAGUACCUGCUAAGCUUUCAGAUCACGUAUCUUUGAGUCCAGAGAAAAAAAAAAAUGCAAAUUCAAAGUAUUUCACUGUCAAAUCGCAAUCUCACACCUUUCAAUUUCUCAAAUUCUCUUCAUAUCCACUCAUCUAUUUCACCGGUUCGCCAUCUCUCUACUCCUCCUUGCAUAGUUAAUUCAAAAUCUGGGUUUUGCAAUUCAGGCAAAAGGGUAUCUAAAUCGCUUAUUGGUUUGAGAAUAUAUUGUGGAUCGGUUAUGGUCAAAUGUCAAAUUUUGGCAAAAGAUGGUAGCAACGAAGGUAAAGACGAUGGCUUUUACAUCAGGCGAUGUGUUGAGUUGGCAAGGAAAGCAAUUGGGUGUACGAGUCCUAAUCCUAUGGUGGGUUGUGUCAUCGUCAAGGAUGGCAAGAUUGUUGGUGAAGGGUUCCACCCUAAAGCGGGUCAGCCUCACGCUGAGGUAUUUGCUCUGAGAGAUGCUGGAGAUUUAGCUGAGAAUGCAACAGCUUAUGUGAGCUUAGAGCCAUGUAAUCACUAUGGUAGAACUCCACCCUGCACUGAAGCCCUCAUUAAAGCAAAGAUUAGGAAGGUAGUGAUUGGAAUGGUCGAUCCAAAUCCAAUUGUGGCUUCAAGUGGAUUGGAUAGACUGAGAGAUGCAGGAAUUGAUGUAACUUUUGGCAUAGAAGAAGAAUUGUGCAAGAGACUCAAUGAGGCCUACAUCCAUCAAAUGCUGACAGGGAAGCCUUUUGUUACACUUAGAUACUCUCUCUCAGUCAAUGGCCACCUUUUGAACCAACUUGGGGAAGGAGCAACUGAGUGUGGCGGAUACUACUCAAAAUUGUUGCAGGAAUAUGAUGCAAUUAUAGUUUCUUCCUCAUUUGUUGACAUGUUCUCAAUUCCAACAUCACAAGAACCAGGUGCCAAGCAACCCCUUUGCGUCAUAACUGUAACAGCUCGUUCUUCUCCAAUCCAAAUCCCUUCUCUUGCAGAAGACACUGCUUCUGGAAUUGUAGUAUUUGCAGAAAAAGAGACAACUAUCAGACCAGAAACAGCUCAAAAAGGGGUUGAAACUGUGGUUUUGGAUCAGGUAAGUUUGAUUGAAAUUUUGGAAUACUGUAAACUUCAGGGACUCUGCAGUGUUUUGCUCGACUUGAGGGGAAGUUUAGGUGAGCUUGAAGGGCUUUUCAAUGACGGCAUUGAGCAUAAUAUGUUGCAAAAAGUAGUGGUGGAAGUACUGCCAUUGUGGAAAGAAAGUAACGGUAAAAGCUCCCUUGAGGGUUUGAACAGUGUUGGGAGAAGACUAAAAUUGAAUAAUCUACAGUCUAGGAUCUCAAAUAAAAGCGUUGUACUGGAGGGCUAUCUUGAGUACUAGUAGUCAGAGCGCAAGGACACCGCUAUUUUGUAGUCUGAAUGUAUCAGUUACACCAUUUCUCUGAAAGCUUUAGGAGCGGAAUGGAAAAGUUCUCUGUGGCUCUUCCUUGAAUGUCCUGAACUGACAAUUUUACCUCCCUUACAUAUUAAUGCAUGUACAACAGAAGCUUGGAGAUAGAUUUUGCAAAUUGGAACCUAAGACAUUUUCCUGAUCGUUUUUAAUCUGCAAUGUAAGUGCAUACGAAAUUAGUUUUAGUAGCUUAACAUGUCAACAGGAAACUGUAUGAGAGCUUUUUAUCUUAAAUCAUGAUGGCCUUGGCCCCUUAUGGAACACUUAGCUAUAUUAA